GUCCCGUCUGGAGGAGGUCAUGCAGACGGUGAAGUGCGAGAUCAUCUCAAUGACUUCGACGGAUGAACUGGAUGCCUACGUGUUGAGUGAAUCAAGCAUGUUCAUCUCUGCGCGUAGAUUUAUCCUGAAAACUUGUGGAACAACGACACCCUUGUGCUGUCUGCCGCUCCUCAUGUCUUUAGUGAAGGAGUAUGCAGGAUACGACUCAGUCCAGGACCUCUACUAUACCCGUAAGAAUUUCAAGAGGCCAGAACUUCAGGUGUCUCCUCAUCGUACAUUUGAGGAGGAAGUGUCCAUCCUGGAUCAGAUGUACCCAGGGGGUCGAGCUUACUGCAUGGGAAGUGUCAACCGUCCUGACUGCUGGUACUUGUACACUGUGUCACCAGGACGUUCUCGCUAUCAUCCUAAUGCUGCUCGUCAGAAUCUUCCUCAUAAUAGGCUGGGGAAAGCACACCGUGAGCCAGAUCAGACGCUAGAGGUGCUGAUGAUGAACUUGGAUCCGGAAAAAAUGAAAUGGUUCUAUAAAGAAGUUUGUCCUACGGCUGCUGAGGCCACAAAGAAAUCGGGCAUUGAUCGUCUCAUCCCAGAUGUCAUGAUUGAUGACUUCCAAUUUGAUCCAUGUGGAUAUUCCAUGAAUGGGCUGAUGCGCAGUGUGCCAGGUGGAUACAUGACUAUCCACAUAACGCCUGAGCCUGAGUUCUCGUAUGUGUCCUUUGAGACCAACAUCCCACAGAAGUCCUACAAGGAUCUGAUUUCUCGUGUUGUGUCUACAUUUGGACCCCAGCAGUUUGUCCUCACAUUUUUCAAAAGUCUUGAGAAUGGUGCAAACAUUGGUGUUGAGGAGGAUAACUACAGUGUCCCACAAUACUCAGACUAUGAUGUUGAUGAUGUGCAGAUCUGUCGUCUCCAGGGAUAUGACCUGACUUACGCUCUCUACAACAGGUUCCCAAGUUAGGGAAUCGUCCCCCAAGUAGAGCAGCUUGGGAUCCCCUUGACAGUGGUCAAUAUUGUAAGUCACGGUACUGCUCACCUGGCUAAGGAAGAUGGACUUAUGGUUAAUGCGGCAACUAGGAAUUUUACUGGUUUCAUUGGUCAUGCGAAAGUGGAAAAGACACAUGGUGUAUUCAAGUUUAUCAGAUUGUCAAGGGGAUGCCAACUGCUCCGAUUCUUAUUUUGCAUUCUAAUUAUUGGGACUGUUUUCCCUACAGUAGAUAGAAUAGCAGUAGGAAAAGGAUUGGUUCGAUAUUCCAAGAACAAUCUAAUUAAUGCAUGUACCCAAUUUGGGCAGUUAUCUUUAACAAACUUCUGCAUUCUUUCCAUUGUGAAUCCGAGUCUCUUGUUUUUAAAUUUAGACAUUAACUUCUACUCCUGUCACAUUCUUGUGUUGAGAUCAUUUCGUCACUUAGGAGAGGACUUUCUCUGGUGGCGAGAUGCGUAUUCCUGAGAUGGCUAUAAUGCAGAAAUGAAUAUGAUCAGAGGAUAAACUGCUUCUGUGGCAGACAAAGCCACCCUCAGCUCCUUGAGGUGAUCGUUACACCAUGCUAGACUGGACGUAGCAGAUGUAACUGAAAGAUCCCCCAAUUGUUGAAGGGUGAGGCAAGUAAGAGUUGAGGCUCUCAGCACAGCAAGGUCAGUCAUGAUAUAAAAGUGACACAGGUUGACCAAGGGCUUUGCAGAAGGAAAUGAAAAUAUGGCUGGUGGAAAUUGGGUGUUUGGUGAUCAGAUUGUUGUUAAUGCUUGUCAGUAGAGUGGUUACAAAUUCAGCUUUCAUAAGUCUGAUGUUAGCUGUAUAAUUAUUGACAGGCUGAACUGGUCACAAAUAAAUUUUAAUUGUGUUUUUAUUUUUUGAUUGUGAAUUAGGAAUUUGAUGUAAAAGCUUAAGAGAUUAAGGGAAGGAUUUUCUUUACUUCACUUCUUUUUACAACAAAACUACUUAUACUACACUAAGGAAAAAAAAAAAAA
Messenger RNA from Penaeus vannamei (Pacific white shrimp), 1962 nucleotides. NCBI's taxonomy places the organism in Eukaryota, Metazoa, Arthropoda, Malacostraca, Decapoda, Penaeidae. The record is from RefSeq and is a predicted model, not a curated record.